This is a messenger RNA of Lachancea lanzarotensis, 9744 nucleotides long. It is a transcript of the gene TOM1, whose product is annotated as LALA0S09e00562g1_1. Lineage: Eukaryota; Fungi; Ascomycota; Saccharomycetes; Saccharomycetales; Saccharomycetaceae. The transcript has a single exon. The record is from RefSeq and is a predicted model, not a curated record. Gene Ontology annotation, biological process: proteasome-mediated ubiquitin-dependent protein catabolic process; positive regulation of protein catabolic process; protein polyubiquitination. The coding region runs from base 1 to 9744 and encodes 3247 amino acids. Gene Ontology annotation, molecular function: ubiquitin-protein transferase activity.
AUGGUUACUUUGACUAAACUGGAAAAGAUUAGAAAAGAGGAGAAGGCCAAGGAGUUCAAGCCUUUGAUCGACGAUCUUAUUAAUUGCACCGAUGAGGAAUUCGUGGAAAAAUUGACAAAAAUCGUGGAGUGGGACAGAUCAAGGGACGACCUGUACACAUGGAUCCCAGUGCUUAAUAGAAUGGAUGAUUUUUUGAAUCGGAUUUUGGAUCGGUACUCAUACCGGAGUAACAACCGCAAAACUGAGCCGGUGAGGUUGACUAUGAUGAAUGAUGAUGAUGAAAAGCUUACUAAAGAGUUACUGGGGUUCAGUUGUCGUCUGCUCAACAAUAGCUGUAAUCGAUCACUAUAUUCGUCGUUGGACGUUAUGAGCCACCUCUUAAACUGUCCAAACUAUGGGGUCAAGCUUGGAGCCAUGAAAGUGAUUGCAAUCAUGGGGGAGCAACAGGUCGUGUCGCGGCAAAAAAUCGACAACAAAAACCUGCUGGGCAAUAAGGAUUUGAAAAGAAAAGCUCUGGAUCUAGCAUUAGCACUUCCGUCCUCCACUACAGAUGAUAAAAUGGACCAUUUUGCGUUGGUAGACCUUUAUUUUGAUAAGAAAAAAUUCCCUUCGAAGUGGUCAAAGCUCAAUUUCAGUUACUACACAACAUCAUCUUCGUCAACAUCUUCGUCAUCCAAAACACAUGCUGUCACUAGAUUUAGCAGUGGAGCGUUAAAGCAGUUUGUCAUGACGGCUGAAGAACUGUCGAGUCUGUCCUUUCAACAGCUGUUCGAUAAAGGUAUGGCAGAGAUUCCGUCAGACAGAUGGUUCGAUUUUUCUUUGCAUGCAACCAUUGCCAAGGCUUUUUGCGACAACACUUUCGUAAGCUUGGAUUUGAGGAACCUUGUCAUACAAACAAAAUUCAACGCCAUAGCGUAUAUCAACGCUGUUUACAUUCCUGCCCAAGUCAGUUCUCAAUUGUUCGAAGUUGAUCCCUACGCUUUCAACACCUUGACUGACUUCAUUUCAUUAUCUGAGCAGAAACUACCGAAGAACUUGAGAUUGGACGCGCUUUUCUGUUUAGAAUGUGUGUCACUUAAACAUAUAUGGUGCUCUGACAUUGUCAGGAACUUGGGUGGGAAUAUGUCACACGGACUUCUGUUCCAGAUUCUGAGAUACAUUGCGAAAAUUUUGAGAGACAAAAACUAUGAAGAAUUGGACGAAGAGUAUAACGUGAGAUUCUUCUAUCUGGUAUCAAAUUUAGCUGACGUCAAGUCUUUGCAGGACUCAUUGCUCACGGCGGGCCUCAUUCCAAAUCUGUUAGAGGUCAUUUCCAUAAAGGACUCACCAUUCAAACGCACCUUGGCCUCUGCGACUCACCUCUUGGAAGUUUUCAUAGAUGACGCCGAUGCCACAACAGAAUUUAUUUCCAACAACGGCUUCAAUAUACUCAUUGAAUGUAUCAACGAGGAAGUGUCGUUUGCAUUGGAGCACCCAGAAUUUGGGAAACCACCGAAAUAUCCAGUCGUUUAUUAUUCCAUCUCUUUUCGGCAACUUGGGUAUAUCAGAAGCUUACUGAAACUUGUUUUAAAGUUGCUAAAGACAGAUUCAGGAGAUAGGAUCAGAAAUUUGAUUGACUCUCCGAUCCUCUUAGCUUUGAACAAGAUCUUGGGCAACAGACCGGUUUUUGGUUACACCCUCGUUACGUAUGCAUUAGAUGUCGUUCAGACGAUUAUUAACACUGAGCCGACCAUCUACCCCAUUCUAGUAGAAUCAAAAACGAUUCCAUACAUUUUUGAUCAUUUCCCGGAUUUUCUAGGACCAUCAGGAGAACUUCUCUCGCUACUUCCAGAGCUCAUUUCUGCCUUGUGUUUGAAUGUUGAUGGUCUCAACCAAGUCAAAGAAAAAAUGCUCAUAGACUACUUGUUCGAAAUCAUGAAAAGGCCAGAACUCGCCAAGAUUAUGUCGUAUGAAGACUCAGCGAUUGAUCUCGGCACGUCAAUUGACGAACUUGCUAGGCAUUACCCCGAUUUAAAGCCAGACAUUGAGAUGAACUUUAACGUCACAGUUCAGACUUUGCCUGAAAUAAUAGAAUUCAAUCAACCUUACGUUUACAGGUCUAUCACAGGCGAAGGAGAGUUCUAUCGUUCUAAAACUGACAAAAUUGUGGACAAUGAACUCGAUAGCUUUGAAAUAGGAGGCGGGGCAGUGGAGCAGCCUUUUUCGAUUCUUGAUUGCUUUUCCGCGGUUUUCUAUGGAUUAACACUAGAAAAUGUUUCUUGGGCAAGCCUCGCGGACGAAAUCGAUAUUGAACAUAUGCUGAAGGUGGUUAUCCAGGAAAGACCACCCUUUGAUUACGUAGGAUCUCAGACACUGCUGAAUUUCUCUGAUAUUCUCAAACUCUUUGAUGAUGAAAGAAGGAGCUACGCUCUACCCGCCUUGAUGAAACUUCUCUCUGAACAACUCACUGAAGUAGAGGCUUUUUUGAACUUCCCUUUUGAGGAAUCAUACGUUCUAUCAACAAGUUACGAUGAGCUUGAUGAAACGUUGCGCAAGCUUUCGGUGAUAAAUGUUAUUCUUUACGUCAUAACAGACAUUUACGUUAACAUUGCUUCUCUAUUCCCGAUCCGUGUGCUGCAGAUCAUGGAAUUUUUCGAGAAAAAUGGCUUAGAGCUGAUACCCAAGCUCGGUUUACUAUUUCAGCGAAGCGCGUUAGAAGAGAUGUACAUUCGCGAUCGGUUACCUGAUCAAGUUGCGAGCGAAACAACUGUGAGACCAAUUGGGAAUACGCCACCUUUGACACUUUAUGCAUGCAAGCCCAAAAAAUUGGAGAGCACUCCAGCGAAAACAUCGGCAAAAUUCAAGAAUACCCUGCAAGAGCGACACCUUUUUGUCAAAAUGCAAUCCUGGGUGUCAAUGCUUUUUAGGUGUUUCUUGAGGAUGACACACGCAAGGAAAAUGACUGUGGAAGCUUCCGAUAGAGCUCUUGAGAUUAAAAUAUUCGACACUGCUGUGAAUGAAAUAGUUAGAAUGAUGGAUCUGAAGUAUUUGGAAUCUCAUCUUGGUUACUACCUGGUGCUUUUCAACUUCAACACUUUCGUUUUCACGUUUCCGAAUGUGACAACAUCGGUUGGUGGUACGUUGCAAACAGUUCCAGCAUUUCUCUUUUAUCAGGCUAAAGGCUAUCUACUAUACUUUCAGGCCAUCAAGCGACUCUUCGCCAGGUUGCAAACCUGUGACAAUGUUGAAAGCAUAGAAAAAUACGACUUCGUGAAAGAUACUCCUGACGUUUUAACCGCUAGUGCCCUUAUCAAUGCUUUGUCCUUUCUCAACAAAUCGAUUCAAAUGGAUACCAUGGAAAAUAUCAGGAACACUAAAGAGUAUUAUCCAUUUGAUGAGGUAUAUUACAAUUUGACAACUGCUCUUAUUGUGCCCAUCAAGAUUUUGGCCUUGGGACUUGUUGAUGAGGUCACAAGGGACUAUGCGGUUUUUGACAAUAGCUCUACCAGGCUACCAUACUCAGUUUUCAAACAACUAUUAAGUGUUAUUAGAAAUGUUUACAACAACACUUCAGAAGGAGAGGAUCACGAACUUUACGAAUUAAGGUGGGACCUCAUGCCCCCAUCCCACAGGAAAGUCGAGAUGUUGAAGGCAAGCGGAGUAUCCGAGGACAUUGCAAGAGGAUACCUCGAAGAGCAGAAGGAUGAUUUACCCAUACAUGUAAAACCUGAUGUCUUCUCUGAUGAUGAAUGGAGCAGAUACAAAAGCUUAAAAGAUAGUGGAGAAUGGAGAACUGAUUUGAGAGUUCUGGAGCCUCAGUACAAAGGCAAUGGCUCUGUAAGCGACUUGAAUGCGUUACGGUCAGAGUUCUAUCAUCAGGGAUUUGAGGACCGCGUUUUGCAGCUGUUACCAGCCUACCCAAAGUUGAUAAAUGCUAUAUCUCACAUGAUUCUCCAAAUCUUGAAGGACGUCGAUAAAUCACCUGCCAGUAUCGUUGCAAAAUUAUUAAACAUGAUGCGUGGUACAAAACUCGAUAAUUCAUCAGUUCUUGCCCCUAUGAUUCACCUUUUUGGCAUACUUUUGAAUAACAAGGGCAUCUAUGAUGAUUGCAAAGUGUAUACCCAGCAAUUUGUUUCCUAUUUGAAAAGCUCACUGCGUCCGGGGUAUGUCAACACUGCUUGGUUCUCAAAGGCACUCUACGUGUAUGAGAUAAUUUUUGCUAAAUCCGAGGCGCCCAAAACUGAUACCACUUCUGCUGAUUUUGAGGCAAAAUUCCAUGUUACCUGCCCUACUCUUUUUAAUGCUGUUGAAAUAUCUCCUGACGCCAAGCUCGAGAUAUUUAAUUCCCUAAUUCGAGUAGACGAGAUAACGGAUUUCUAUUCGGCGCUUGCGAUUUCACGCAUACUCAUACUAUACACCCGGGACCAAAAGUAUGCGUUUGAAGUAACCCAGUCGGGCGUGCUUUCCAAGCUGCUCAAGACCAUUGGUGUUUUUCAAAAGUCAGAUAAGAUCAAUUACCUAGAGUCCUCCUUUCUUCUCCUCGCCAGACGAUGUUUCGAAAAUGGGGAGACGGUGAGGAAUUUGAUUCAGUUUGAACUCUCGAGAGCUUUCACAACAAGGGCGAUUGGCGAUUCUAAAGAAAAGCCGCGAGACCUUUCGGGGCUGAUAUCAGAGAAAGCGAACGUCGUCAUGCGAGAAUCGGAAGUAUUCGUAAAUUGCAUUUGUGAAACAGCAAGGUUUGAAGAUUUUGACAAUCCUGAUGUACUACAGAAUCUAAGCGUUCGAAGAAAUUUGAAAGAGCGCGACGAAGAAAUGUCCGACAUCAAUUCGCCUACCGAAGGCAAAUUGACUUUAAACAACAGAACUGGUAUCGUUCACCUCCUUCUAUCCCAGUUGAUGGCUGCAUAUAAAAAGGACUGGACAUCUGAACCCCCAAGAGAAGAUGAAAACGAGGAAACGAAAAAGAAAGAUGACGUAAAUGUUGGUAGAAAUCCGGUUUGUGCUUACAUCAUAUUUUUGUUGAAGGUGUUGAUUGAAUUGAUCGGCAGUUACAAGCAGAGCAAACUCGAAUUCCUCACUUUCAAUAAGAGGAACCUCUACGUGGAAGCACCCAAGCCACGGACGACAGCUCUCAAUUUCAUCCUCUAUCAGCUACUGGAUACGGAAAGUCGUGAUCAAGACAAGCAUUACUCUGAAAGGAAAGAGGUUGUCGGAAAGCUGGCCCGUGAUCUUGUUGUAGGCUUUCUAUCUUCUGUUCAAGAUCAAGAGAUACAGAAAAAGGACCCAAAAGUAACAGAUCCGGACAUGACGUAUAUUAGAAAAUUCACCAUUGAGUCGGUCACGAAGGCUUUGAGAGCCUCUACUAGGACUCCAAAGAACUUGGAAGCUAAUGUUGGUAAGUUUUAUGGCUGGCUUCAACUCAUAAGCUCCUUCCUGGUGACCGAUCGAAGUUACCUCCAUUCCGUUUUGGACUCGAACAAAACUUACGUCGACAAAUACCAGAUCGGGAAGUUGAUGAUAGAUAUGAACCUUCCCACAACUAUUGCUGAGUGUAUGGCCACGCUAGACCUGAACUACCCUUUCUCGAAACGACUUUUCAACAAGAGCGUAGAACCUUUAAAUGCCAUGAACGAAAUACGGAGCAGAUUUUCUGACCUUUUCAAAAUUGAGAACACUGAGGAAGACGAUGAUGUUGAGGAUGAAUCUGAAAAAGAAGAGCACUCAGAUAUGUUCAGAAACUCUGCAUUAGGAAUGUAUGAUGUCGAAGAUAUUGAGGAUGAUGAGGACGACGAUGCUUCGCUGAUUGGCGAAGACGAAGAUAUAGCGUUUGUUGAAGGUGAAGAUGGUGAGAUCGAAGUUGUUUUCAGCGAUGAUGAAGAGGAGCAUCACCAUCGUCAUCAUCAUCGCCACCACGAAGAUGAUGUAACUGAUUCCCAGCAUGCUGGGGAAAGCGAGGAUCUUGAAGACUCAGACGAAAGCAUGGCUUAUAACACCGAGGGCGACGAUGAUCUGGACUUGAAUUCCGAAUCACAGUCGCAAGGUGAUCAAGACGAUAGUGGAAGCGACCAAUCCUCUUAUUACUCGGAUGAAGAGAGCCCAAUGCACUUUGUUGGUGUUCACGACGAUGUUAGCGGUCAGGUGAUAGAUGUUGACCUUGGCAGCUCCGAACUGGACGAAAGCGAUUGGGAGUCCGGUCUUUCAGAGCUUUCCGGCUCUGAUGACGACAGUUCUGGAGACGACUUCAACGACGAGGUCAAUGAUGGGGAAAGGUGGCUAGCUGACGAAGUAGACAUGGAAGAGGAAUCUGAUGACGAGAGCAGGGGGCUUUUCACAGGAAUCCAGCAUGUGUUUUCUCCUGAGCCGCAGUAUUUCCGCAUCCAUGGCCAUGGCCACGGUAGCCACCGUGGUCAGCACCACGGAGGUCGCCGUUCCGAGUUUUCAAUGGUGGCUCCCUCCAUCAGUCUAUUGAAUGGUAACAGGCGAACGCAAAGCAUUCUCAUGAACCCCUUAGGUCCAUCGGGGCUUGAGGAGGUUGAAAAUGGAAUUCUCAAUCAGCUAAAUAGCGUGGGGAACACCAGUCGCCUGAGAAAUGACACCGGAUACCUCUCGGAUGUAUUAUUCAACGGAGAGUUCUUUGAUGAAAAGUCUUCCUCCGGCAUUGUUUUGAAAUCCACAACAGCUAGAUGGAACGAUAUUUAUGAAAUGUUCUAUGAUUCUAAGGUCUACGUCAAUAACGUCAUACCUACCAUUGUUGAGAGGAUUUUCCAACCUAGCUCAGAAAUGUGUCUCAGAAAGAGGAAUGAAAGUUUUGAAAGGGAUCAAGAGCAGAAGAAGAAGCGUGAAGAAGAGACUCGACUAGCUGAUUCUAAAAAACGAAAGGUCCAAGAGGAGAACGAACAUGAUUCACAGGAUAGCAAUGGGUCAGAUAAUAAUUCUGAUCAUAACCUCGACGAUUUAGAACCUAUAAUGGUUGAUAUUGCCGGCGAGCAAGUUGAUAUCGCCGGUACUGAUAUUGACCCUGAGUUUAUGAAUGCUCUUCCUGACGACAUGAGGGCUGAAGUUUUUGCUCAGCAUAUCCGUGAGCGGCGUGCGGAGGCCAUUGAUCAGUCUGUUGCUUCGAGAGAAAUUGACUCUGACUUUUUGGAUACGAUACCCGAAAACUUGCGCGAAGAAAUCUUAGAACAAGAAGCAGCGGAGUCCAGAUUUUCUAGACUCAUGAACAAUUCCCAUGAAACGGAAGCUGCUCAGGAUUCUCAUGACCACCAACAAGCAGACGGCGAAGACGAGGGCCACGCCACGAAGAAAAAGUCUGAGAGGACGUUCUUCUCGCCCCUGGUAGAUCGCUGUGGAAUAUUGGCUCUCAUGAGGUCACUUUUCAUCUCUCAGCCAUAUCUAGCCCGAGAAGCAUACCAUGAAUUGUUUUUCCGGCUUUGUUCAAGUAAACAAAAUCGGAGUGACAUUAUGAAUAUUCUGAUGCUUAUUCUGACUGAGGGUAUUAACGAUCAGAAAUCCAUGGAGAAGGUUUACAACCUUAUCUCGAACAAAUCUUUAGGAGCUCAGAAACAAGGAAGUAACAGGAUGUUACCUAUUGAUUGCACGCCCUUAACCCUGGCAAACCAGACCAUAGAAGUUUUACAGAAUCUAGUGGAAACAGAAAGUAGAAUGAAGUUUUUCUUCAUCACGGAACAUGAGAACUUACUGAUCAACAAAACACCUUUGAAAAACAAAAAGGACAUUUUCACGAAAAACAUGAAAUGGCCCAUAAACUAUCUGUUUGGUCUUUUUGAAAAGAAAAUCAUUACGGAUGAAUCCGUUUUGUUGGAUUUACUGACUCGAAUUUUGCAAAUCAUAACAAAGCCCAUUUUGACAAUUGCAAAGACAUCCAAUGAGGGAUCGCAGAAAAAGUUUACUGUUCCUGAUAUUGAGAGGAAACAUCUAGAGGCGAUAGUCUCUGUCAUUAGGCUGGACGCUUGCAACACCAAGGUUUUUCAGCAGGUUCUCAAUAUCAUGACACAUCUGUCAACCAUUAAAGGAACAAAGGAAGUGUUUACGGCAGAGCUGUGCACUCUGGCUAUACAAACUGUCAAAGUUUUGAAGCCAGACCUCGAUGCACUGAGGUCCGAAAUCUGUGACGUGGAGAGUGGUGUCGAAAUAAACUAUGAGACGAUACAGAAAUUCACGGUACACAGUUCUGAUCAGGCCAAGCUCCUGAAAGUCCUGACUGCUAUCGAUUACAUUCAUACGAGCAAGAAGAAAACUGGCGAGAUCAAUGUCGAUGCACUCAUGGCCCUUUACGAUAAAAUCAAGUUAGGCGGAAUAUGGACUUCUCUUGGACAUUGUCUUGAGCAAUUCGAACAACGCCCUUCCUUGAGUUCCUCCGCGAAUAUUCUACUUCCGUUGAUUGAAUCUCUCAUGGUCGUUUGCAAGCAUAGUAAGGUCAGGGACUCCAAAGAUACUUUGAAAUAUGAAGAGAGAAAAUCUGAUUUUAGUGAGAUAGCAGCUGAAAACACUUUCUUUGCAUUUACAGAUUUGCACAAAAAGUUAUUAAACCAAAUGAUUAGGUCAAAUCCAAAGCUUAUGAGCGGGCCCUUUGCUCUACUCGUGAAAAAUCCGAAAAUACUUGACUUUGAUAACAAAAGGUACUAUUUUAUUGCCAAGCUACGGACAAAUGUACAAGAAAAACCUAAGCUGUCUAUUUCUGUCCGGAGAGACCAAGUCUUUCUGGACUCUUACAGAUCUCUUUUCUUCAAGUCGAACGAGGAUAUCAAGAACUCCAAACUCGAGAUCACUUUCAAGGGCGAAGCUGGUGUUGACGCUGGCGGAGUGACCAGAGAAUGGUAUCAGGUUCUGUCUCGUCAAAUGUUCAACCCAGACUAUGCCUUGUUCUUACCAGUUGCCUCUGACAAAACGACAUUUCACCCCAACCGGACAUCUGGUAUUAACCCAGAGCAUCUAUCGUUUUUCAAAUUCAUCGGUAUGAUCAUUGGAAAAGCUAUUUGUGAUCAGUGCUUUUUGGACUGCCACUUCAGCAGAGAGGUUUACAAGAAUAUUUUGAGUAAACCAGUGGCCCUCAAAGACAUGGAAUCUUUGGACCUCGAUUAUUACAAGUCGUUGAUUUGGAUCUUAGAAAAUGACAUCACCGAUAUCAUAGAAGAAACAUUUUCCGUAGAAACAGACGAUUACGGUGAGCAUAAGGUUGUAGAUCUGAUCGAAAAUGGGAGCGGCAUCCCUGUAACCGAGAGAAACAAACAGGAAUAUGUCAAAAAAAUCGUUGAAUACAAGCUACACACUUCGGUCAAAGAACAGAUGGAUAAUUUCUUGCUUGGAUUUUAUGCCAUUAUUCCUAAGGACCUGAUUUCAGUCUUUGAUGAACAGGAGCUCGAAUUGUUGAUUAGCGGCCUGCCAGACAUCGAUGUCGAUGACUGGAAGAACAACACCAAUUAUGUCAACUACACGCCAACUUGCAAGCAGAUUAACUACUUCUGGAGAGCUGUCCGGUCAUUCGACACUGAAGAGCGCGCCAAGUUAUUGCAAUUCAUCACCGGUACCAGUAAAGUUCCCUUAAGUGGUUUCAAAGAAUUGACGGGUGUCAACGGCAUCAGCAAGUUCUCCAUCCACAGAGAUUACGGAGCAACGGACAGACUACCUUCAUCGCAUACCUGUUUCAACCAGCUGGAUCUCCCCGCUUACGACUCGUACGAAACCUUGCGUGGUUCUCUGUUGCUAGCAUUGAACGAAGGACACGAAGGUUUUGGUAUAGCCUGA